This is a messenger RNA of Purpureocillium takamizusanense, 2945 nucleotides long. RefSeq names its product RING-type E3 ubiquitin transferase (gene HRD1). The transcript is spliced from 4 exons. Gene Ontology annotation, molecular function: zinc ion binding. The coding region runs from base 152 to 2731 and encodes 859 amino acids. The record is from RefSeq and is a predicted model, not a curated record. Gene Ontology annotation, cellular component: cytoplasm. Lineage: Eukaryota; Fungi; Ascomycota; Sordariomycetes; Hypocreales; Ophiocordycipitaceae.
CGAGCCACCUAGGAUACAGAGCUGCAACCACCUUCAAAGCAACCCGCCCACAUACGGCCGCUCGGUGAAGCUGCGCCGCGAGAGAAAAAUGGCCAUCUAGGGGCAGAGCCCGAUCGUCACCCCUUCUCGCGAAUCCCAUCGGUUGCUUCCAAUGCCCAAGAUGCGGCUCGGCUGGUAUGCCGGGGUCUCGACGGCCCUGGCUGGUGGCGUGAUUGUGUCCGCCUUCCAGCAGAGAGCCAACUUCUACUCGGCCAUGGUCUACCUGGCCCAGAGCAACUUCUGCCUGCUGGCUUUGGUCAACUUUACGCUGCUGCUCUAUAGUAGUUUCAUCUACGGCCUGACGCGACUAUGCUACGGCACCCUUCGGGCGGUCGAGGUUGAGCAGUUGACGGAGCGGGCCUGGUUCGCAAUCACAGAGACGUGCCUGGCCAUGACUAUAUUCAGGGAAGAGAUAGGAGCUUGGUUCCUGGUCAUGUUCACGGCACUCGUGACAGGCAAGGUCUGGGGCUGGAUUGGCGAUGGGCGAGUGGAAUUUCUCGAGCAGCAGCCGCCCCCGAACCCACGGCUCUUCCAUCUCCGGCUCAGCAUCUCCCUCACCAUGAGCUUCCUGUACGACGUCUGGAUUCUCCGAUACACCAUCAACAGCGUUAUCCAGCAGGCACGUCCCAAUAUGAUGGUUAUGUUCCUCUUUGAGUUUGCUGUGCUGGCCACUUGUUCCUGGCGCACCGGAGCUCGAUACAUCCUCUCUUUGGCGGAACAAAACAUUGUUAAGGCACAAACCCGAAAGAGGCUGCUUGAGCGAAGACAAGAAGUGCGGGAGCGACGCGAGGCCCUCAUGCGGGAGCGGGAACAGGCUGCUGCCGCGGGACAAGACCCGGUAGCAAAUCAGGAGCCGCUGCCGAGCGAAGACGAUAUCGACGAGAUGGACAUCGAAGUCCCAGGAUGGGCCGCCAAAGGAGAAUGGGUCUUGUGGCUCGACCUUUUGACUGACAUGAUCAAGCUCGGCAUCUACGUCGCUUUCUUCGCCAUGCUCCUUACCUUCUACGGUCUGCCUAUACACAUCAUGCGAGACUUGUUCAUGACAUCACGAGACUUCGUCAAGCGACUCAACGCACUCUUGCGCUACAGGCGAGCCAUCCAGGAGAUGAACCGUUAUCACGACGCAACUGCCGAGGACCUUGCCCAGGAGAACACAUGCAUAAUCUGCAGGGAGGAGAUGCGGCCGUGGGAUCCUGCCAAUAAUCCUGGGGCCAUUGAUCGAAUACGCCCGAAGAAGUUGCCUUGCGGUCAUAUCCUGCACCUGGGCUGUCUCAAGAGCUGGCUCGAGCGACAACAAGUGUGCCCGACGUGUAGGAGCCCUGUUACGGCCGAACGCCCACGUGGGCCUCAACAGCGCGGAGCUGGACUACGGAUACAGUUGGCAGGCCGCGUAGGGGCCGGUGCUCAGCAACAGCCAGCCGGCGGAGUCCCGGCGCAGGAUGGCCAGGGUCGUCCUAAUGAUGUGCCGAACCCGCCGCCGGGAGGGCCAGGCCCGAGAGUCUUCAAUCUGGGUCCAAUCCGGCUCGGCUUUGGAGCCAACGGCCAGCAAGUCCGCGAGCUUGCUCAGCAGUUCGGCAUGCCGCAGAUUGCUGGUAACCAAGCACCAGCGCAACCAACACCGACCCCGACGCAGCAACCCCAAGCUACGCUGGGAGAUAACCUCCAGAGUAUUGGCAGCCUCAUCCAGCAGUCGGAGCAGAUGGUACAAAGGGAAAUGCAACGCCUGCAGGUCGCUCAACAGGAGCUUCAGGUUGCUCACCUCCUCAUGGCGGAGUUGCAGCGGUUACAGCAGCGCCGGCAGCAUCCCCAGGAUCAGGUCCAGCCUCAGGCAUGGGCGCCAACCUUGCCGCCCAAUUUCCCCUACGCCGGCGCACCACAGAUUCACAUGCCUCCUCCAACUGUCCCCGGGCAAUUCCCGGGGUUUCCUCCCUUCCCAGGCAUGCCGGCACGAACUAGUAGUCCGCUCUUGGCUCGAUUUUCGGCGCCAUCUACGAAUUCAGCUGCUGUCCCUGCUGGCAGCCCUGAUCUUCCGGAAGGGCUGGCUCUACCUGCUGGCUGGUCCUUGGUGCCUCUGCAACGAAUGGACGGGACGACGAGCAACGCCUAUGCCACUACGCAGACCAAUGACGCUGGAACGAACGUGGAAGGCGUGAGUGCGACCCAAGCCCCGGACGUCUCGUCGAACGAGGCUACAGUCGGCUCGUCGAUUCUGUCCGAAGGUAACGACGCCGGAAGCCAUGCAGAAGCUGUGAAUUCGAAUUCGGAUCAGGAUGUGUCAUCGGCCGCGGUGACUCCCAGCUCAUCAUCACCUUCUCGUCCUCUACCCGAGGGCUCUUCUGUUUCCACGACGACCGCUCCAGGGGCUCGAGCUACGGUGCAGAGCUCCGGUGCCGGCUCCCAGACGCCCGUUGUGGCGCCCAGCCCCCUGAUGCCGAAUUGGGGCGGCUCAGCACAGCUUUUCAACAGCGCAAGAUCCCUCGAUUCAGAUGAGAACACACACCCUCGGCCUGCUACCACCACCGAUCACGUGGCAACAUACAAUGGACAAGAGGGGCAGCAGCCGGCGAGUGUUUCUUCCGAGACUCGUUGCGAUGCGGGAAGGAUACCCCCGGAGGAUCGUACUGCUGGUUCGUCUGAUAGGGGCAAGGCAAGGGCCGUGACGGUUGAGGAAGCCCAGGAUGAACAGGACUGAAGAGGGCGAAGAGCACAAAAAUCAUAGCAUUCUGACAGCCAUGUCUCUCAUUCACGCGCAUAUGAUGGCGGCAAGCUUGUACGCGUCACUGUAGCAUUACUACCAGUAUGGCGCGAGGAGACGUCCGCGUCCCUCUAGCGCUCAAAAGAUGAUUUGUACGCUGGGUGAAUAUUGCCGUGACGUGCGCCUUCUCCCGUGCGGUUCCAUGGUCUGC